AUGGGUUCUUAUCCGGAUGGAUCCUAUGAUGGGUUCGAUUUCAAUAACGAGUUUGAUGAUUUGGUUGGCUCAAAUGGAUUCUAUCUAGAUGAGCCUUUCUUAGAUUUCGCAUCUUUAGAUCAUUCCUCUGUUCCUACACAAACACAUCCCCACAACAACAACAAAUCUGUAGCUGCAGAUUCUUCAUCAUCUCCAUCUGAUGAUGCUGAUUUCUCAGAUUCGGUUUUGAAGUACAUAAGUCAAGUUCUUAUGGAAGAAGACAUGGAAGAGAAGCCUUGUAUGUUUCAUGACGCUUUAGCUCUUCAAGCUGCUGAGAAAUCUCUCUAUGAAGCCCUAGGCGAGAAAUACCCUUCUUCGAGUUCUGCUUACCCGGAGAAAUUGUCUGAAGAUAGUCCUGAUGGUUCUUGUUCAGGUGGUGGUUUCAGUGAUUACGCUAGUACCACGACCACUACUUCCUCUGAUUCACACUGGAGUGUUGAUGGUUUGGAUAAUAAUAGACCUUCUUGGUUACAAACACCGAUCCCUAGUAAUUUUGUUUUCCAGUCUACUUCUAGGUCCAACAGUGUCACUAGUGGUGGUGGUAAUAGUUCGGUUUUCGGGUCAGGUUAUGGCGAUGAUUUGGUUUCGAGUAUGUUUAAAGAUAGUGAAUUGGCUAUGCAGUUCAAGAGAGGAGUAGAGGAAGCGAGUAAAUUCCUUCCUAAACCAUCUCAGCUCUUUAUCGAUGUGGAGAGUUACGUCCCCAAGAAUUCGGGAUCCAAGGAAAAUGGUUCCGAGGUUUUUGUUAAGACAGAGAAGAAGGAUGAGACAGAGCAUCAUAACUCUGCUCCUAACAGAUUGACUGGAAAGAAAAGCCAUGGGCGUGACGAAGAUGAAGAUUUCGUCGAAGAAAGAAGUAACAAACAAUCAGCUGUUUAUGUUGAAGAAACCGAGCUUUCUGAAAUGUUUGACAAGAUUUUGUUAUGUGGCACUGGGAAACCUGUAUGCAUUAUUGACCAGAAGUUUCCAAAAGAACCCGCAAAAGUCGAGACAACACAGCAAAUUGCGGCGCAGUCAAAUGGAGCAAAGGCCCGCGGAAAGAAACAAGCUGCUAAUAGUAAUACUAAUGAUUCUAAGAAAGAAACUGCUGAUUUGAGGACUCUUUUGGUUUUAUGUGCACAAGCUGUAUCAGUGGAUGAUCGUAGAACCGCAAACGAGAUGUUAAGACAGAUUCGGGAGCAUUCUUCGCCUCUAGGCAAUGGAGCAGAGAGAUUGGCUCAUUAUUUUGCAAAUAGUCUCGAAGCACGCUUGGCUGGGACCGGUACCCAGAUUUACACCGCUUUAUCUUCGAAGAAAACAUCUGCAGCAGACAUGUUGAAGGCUUACCAGACAUACAUCUCGGUCUGCCCGUUCAAGAAAGCCGCUAUCAUAUUUGCUAACCACAGCAUAAUGCAUUUGACUGUGAACGCCAACACGAUUCACAUCAUAGAUUUCGGGAUAUCUUACGGUUUUCAAUGGCCUGCUCUGAUUUAUCGCCUCUCGUUCAGAUCUGGUGGUCCCCCUAAGCUUCGGAUAACCGGGAUAGAGCUUCCUCAGCGCGGAUUUAGGCCAGCGGAAGGAGUUCAAGAGACGGGUCAUCGCUUGGCUCGAUACUGUCAGCGAUACAAGGUACCGUUUGAGUACAACGCGAUUGCUCAGAAAUGGGAAACGAUCAAAGUCGAAGACUUGAAGAUUAAAGAAGGAGAGUUUGUGGUUGUAAACUCUCUGUUCCGUUUCAAGAACCUUCUAGAUGAGACCGUUGUGGUAAACAGCCCGAGAGAUGCGGUUUUGAAGCUGAUAAGGAAAGCAAACCCAAAUGUUUUCAUUCCGGCGAUACUAAGCGGAUCAUACAACGCGCCAUUCUUUGUCACGAGGUUUAGAGAAGCGUUGUUUCAUUACUCAGCUCUGUUUGAUAUGUGCGACUCGAAGCUAGCGAGGGAAGACGAGAUGAGGCUGAUGUUUGAGAAAGAGUUUUAUGGGAGAGAGAUUAUGAAUGUAGUGGCUUGUGAAGGGACAGAGAGAGUGGAAAGACCAGAGACUUAUAAGCAGUGGCAAGCGAGAGUGAUCCGAGCGGGGUUUAGACAGCUUCCGCUUGAGAAAGAACUAAUGCAGAAUCUGAAGUUGAAAGUCGAAAACGGAUACGACAAAAACUUCGAUGUUGAUCAAAACGGUAACUGGUUGCUUCAAGGUUGGAAAGGUAGAAUCGUGUAUGCUUCAUCUGCUUGGGUUCCUUCUUAA
Molecule: messenger RNA, 2253 nt
Organism: Arabis nemorensis
Lineage: Eukaryota; Viridiplantae; Streptophyta; Magnoliopsida; Brassicales; Brassicaceae
Source: the annotation of a GenBank genome assembly